AUGUCUCUGCAUGACGUCGAGAGAUAUGAGGCGAAAUGCUUCUUUCUUCCGGGUCGAAUGAUAAAAAUCAAGCCUCAACUUUUACCAGGAGACCCUGACUACUUAAUUAAUGCCAAUAGGGACCGUGAUGGUAGCGAUGAAGAUGCCAUUGAUGCAGCAAUGUUCGGAUACACUGUUAACGUUAACUCUCGCGAAAGCUUCUUCUCCGCCGAGGACGCAAAGAUCCACCCAGAGAUCGCCAAGAUCUGCCAAAUUGAACGUCAGAUAUUAAAGUUUCACUCAUUGGAAGAGCAUAAUAAGAGAUAUACAGCCUUGGAAUCCGAGUUCAAUCGCCUCAACGGUUUGAUGGCACCACUACGAACACAUCCCAACAAUAGCCGUCCGUUCAAACCUCUAUACGACAAAAUAUUGAGAACUUACCAGCAUCGUAAGAAGGAUCGAAAGGUUAUUGCGAAUUUCGAAGAUUGGGUGAUUGGAGAAACGGACGCUUUAAGCGACAAAGAGAUCGAUGGACUUCAACGGAAGAUCCAGAACACACUUCAUAAUGCCAUCAAUCCGAUGAGGAAACUUCCUGCAGACUGCGAUAGAACUCUAGAAUUUGCCCUUGCGGCUUUGGUAGAACGUCGAAAGCUCAAAGCCAAACUGGAACCAAUACUCCACAAGGGCCCCGAGUCACUUCGACGGAUCGCGAAAACUAUGGAAGGGAAGAUGAUCAACGAAGAAUCGCAUUUAAGAAUGGGCAUAUGUGAAAUCCCUAGCCUUAAAGCCCAUUCUUUAGAAAAAUUAAAGCAAGAUGUUCGGGAUUUGACAGAAAUAUUUCGGAUGAUAAAGGCUGCGAGGGGGGAUUACAAAGAAUGGGAGAGGAUGCGGUUCAGAAAAACUUAUCAGAGUGAUAAGCCGGCGCCGGGUGAACGCUUGGAACCAAUAGAAGAGAAGAGAAGGAGGAAGAUUUUCUCAAGUUCGCAAAGGAAAUGGUUAAAAAUGGGAUUGUUGGGGAAUUGUGGCCAUGUCGAGAUAACUGAACGAGAUUAG
Molecule: messenger RNA, 1032 nt
Organism: Orbilia oligospora ATCC 24927
Lineage: Eukaryota; Fungi; Ascomycota; Orbiliomycetes; Orbiliales; Orbiliaceae
Exons: 1
Coding region: 1-1032 (343 amino acids)
Source: RefSeq, a predicted model, not a curated record